UUAAAUACGACCAGGCAACGCCGCCUCCCGUCUGUCUGCCACCACUACGCUAUUCAUUCCGACGCUUACUGUCACGUUCCCGCAAGUCCCCAUGCUACAGAAACGGACCCCCCAGAGACGAUACGCAAUGCUCAAGUCCACUUUGCUCGUGGUGCUGAGCUCGGCCUUCGUCGCGUCCCAGAUGACCGACUUUUUCGAAGGAUGCGUAGAGCCUGGACAAAAACGAGAUUCUGGCGACUGUACCCUGGCGCCUCAAACGUGGCUCAGUUCGAACGCGUACCGGCAUUACGCCCACUUGGCCCUGGCAAACGCCUCUAUUCAACCAGAUGAAGGGAACCUCAACACUCUUCUUGAAAUGACUCGUAUAGCAACUCAGCUGGCCGAAGGCUUCAUACUCAAAUUUGAGUUCACCACCGUAGAGAGUAGCUGCAAUAGCUCGGUUGCCUAUUCUGAGGAGCAGUGCCCACCUCUUGGCAGUGAGGCGAAUGGACAUUGCCAGGCAAUGUUUCGACACUACGGUGUUAUGAGGCUUGAACAGGCCUGGUGCGUUCCACGUACCAAGGAGUAGAGCAAACUGCAGUUUUUUACACGUAGCGCAGAUUUCUAUUUCGGCACAGAACAUGAAAAGCGAUUAACCGUAGCUUCAACACAAAGUAGGCAUUAAAUAAAGCUAAUUAUCACUAUUCUCAUGGCAUCUUGAGUUCACAAUCAGUACGUUUGCGGUUGCCCUCGACUAGGAAAAGAUCUUUGGCACCACGAUAACGAAUGGCAUUACUUUUGCGGCACAACUCAUGCACGACACAUCGCAUAUUCAAGUUAAACAAUUCACAAUUUCUUUUUCUAGAAAUGCAUGUUCUUUUAAAAGUGAAAAACCCAGUCAUAUAAGGCUGGUUGGGUGCACAGAGACGCGCGCUCCUUACCGGCCGUGACUCAGUCGACGAGACACAUUUCCUUGGGAGGAGAAUUGAUUGAGCAGUUUAUUGUUUGGCG
This is a messenger RNA of Dermacentor silvarum, 990 nucleotides long. RefSeq lists its product as uncharacterized. The record is from RefSeq and is a predicted model, not a curated record. The transcript has 3 exons. The coding region runs from base 92 to 568 and encodes 158 amino acids. NCBI's taxonomy places the organism in Eukaryota, Metazoa, Arthropoda, Arachnida, Ixodida, Ixodidae.